AUGACACCAUUCCAAGCUUUAUAUGGGUAUACACCUCCUCAUCUGGUCUUCCCUAUUAAUGCCACUACUUCAGUAGCAACUGUACAAGAUUAUAUUAAGAGAAGAGACCAUAUGCUUCACUUACUGAAAGAGAAUUUGGCAAAGGCCCAAACAAGAAUGAAGUUUUUUGCAUAUCAGUCUAGAACUGAUAGAACAUUUUUGGGGGGUGAUUGGGUAUUUUUGAAGCUACAACCCUAUAGACAAUCCUCAGUUGCCUUGCACAAGAACUUUAAACUUUCUGCUAAAUACUAUGGCCCAUUUGAAGUUAUCCAGAAAGUAGGAGUUGUAGCUUAUAAACUGAAGUUUCCAGUGGGUUCAAGAAUUCACCCUAUGUUCCAUGUUUCACAACUCAAGAAGAAUAUUGGUCUCCAUACUACUCCUUAUCCUAACUUACCACUGGUGGAUACUAAUGGUACAUUUGUGAUGGUACCUGUGGCAAUUUUGGAUACUAGAGUAAUAUUGCGUGCAAGUAAUUCCAUCUCUCAUCUCUUGGUACAAUGGUCCAACUCUCCACCUUAA
This is a messenger RNA of Papaver somniferum (opium poppy), 558 nucleotides long. RefSeq lists its product as uncharacterized. The transcript has a single exon. The record is from RefSeq and is a predicted model, not a curated record. NCBI's taxonomy places the organism in Eukaryota, Viridiplantae, Streptophyta, Magnoliopsida, Ranunculales, Papaveraceae. The coding region runs from base 1 to 558 and encodes 185 amino acids.